Cyprinus carpio (common carp) is the source of this 1821-nucleotide messenger RNA. Its product is annotated as G1/S-specific cyclin-D2-like. The record is from RefSeq and is a predicted model, not a curated record. Gene Ontology annotation, cellular component: nucleus; cytoplasm; cyclin-dependent protein kinase holoenzyme complex. Gene Ontology annotation, molecular function: cyclin-dependent protein serine/threonine kinase regulator activity. Gene Ontology annotation, biological process: regulation of cyclin-dependent protein serine/threonine kinase activity; mitotic cell cycle phase transition; positive regulation of G1/S transition of mitotic cell cycle. Lineage: Eukaryota; Metazoa; Chordata; Actinopteri; Cypriniformes; Cyprinidae.
CUGCAUAUGCAGUUUUCAAUCUUUAGAUGUGUAAAUGGAAUCCCACAUCUUUAUCUGAUACCCUUCACUGUCAACACACAUCCAGGUCUUAUUGUUAUUCAUUCCCAUUGUCACAGCAUGGUGAUGACCUCUUUCUCUCCUCUCUCUCUCUUUUCUUCGCUCACUGACGGUGACAAGCUGUUGCUGUGUCCCUCUGGGUGACUCCCUCUCUUGUCUGUGCUCCUCUCUCCUCCCUCUCUCUCUCUCUCUCUCUCUCUCUCUCUCCCUCUCUCCACCUGUUGAUGCCAUUGUUGCUUAGCCAGCAUUGUGGUCUUUUUUUUUUUUUUUUACUCCACUCAUUUUACUCACCCCUCAUUUAUUCCUCACUUUUUUCAUCAGCAGUCACCCUUUCACUCACAGGAUAUAUAAGUGGACCGAAGAGAGAGGGCAGUUGAGAAACGCACACAGACACUCACUGACCAGCACACAUUUAAACCCAAGCACUUUCAAGAGGGCAAGGAAGUUUGCACAAACUCUUUUACUCGGGACCAAGACUUCUGUGAGACACUUCGGACAGCUUUAGUAUUGGAUCACAUCUGCUGGCAGGAGUGAUGUCUGUGUCUCUGUGGUGUGAGGAGGAAGAGGGCCAGCACAGGACUCAGUCUUCGGUCCGAGCCCCAUGGGACCCCAGCGCCUCCGGACUGAGGGUUAUUCAGAGACUUCUGCAGUCAGAGGAGAGAUACCUGCCGUCUCCUCUCUACAUCUCUCUCAUCCAGAGAGAACCACAGCGCAGAGAGGAACUGGCCAAGUGGACCAUGGAGGUGUGCUGUGAAUGUGACUGUGAUGAGUCAGUAUUUCCCCUGGCUGUCUCCCUGCUGGAUCUCUAUCUGUCGGCCUCUCUAUCCCUGCCUGUGUCUCCAUCCUGUCUGGCUGCAGCUUGUGUCCUGGUGGCCUCAAAACUGACAGAAAGUGACACAGUUAGUGCAGAUACGCUCUGUGCGGCAGCAGAGUACCACUUUCUCUCAUCAAACCUGCGGGAAAUGGAGCGUGUGGUGCUGGCGACUCUGCGGUGGGAUGUGGCAGCAGUGACCCCUCAGGACUUUAUCCCACACUUCCUGCGCGCUCUCGGGGAACUCAGGCACGGAGACGCGCAUACAGGAGACUUUGUCGCAACGCUGCGGCGCCACAGCGAUACACUUGUUGCCAUGUGUGUGUGUGACUCGCGCUUUCUGGGAACACCUCCGUCACUGGUGGCCGCGGCUACACUGAACUCUGCCCUGCGGGGGUUAAGGACCAAGAGUGCGGGAGAGCUGAGUGUCAUGACCUGUGCCCUGGCCACACUCUGUCAGACUGAUGUGGUGGUGCUGCAGUGCUGCACUGAGCUGAUAGAGGGCGCUCUCCGGGAGAGACUGAGGAACGGAGCUCAGGAGAAAGAUGAUGAUAAUAUUGAAGAGGAAAGAGCCAGCACACCCACAGACCUGAGAGAAAUAGACUUUUAAUACAGGGUUGAUUUAUGAAGGAUAUUUAUUCUGCGACUCACUUUUAUUUAUCAGUAAAACUGAUUUAAACACAAUGUGAUAUUUAUGUUUCGUCUUAUGUAACUAACUAAUUUAUAAUCAUUUUUAUUUAUUUGUUUGAGGGAUUGCGAUUUACUUGUGCCAUAUUUAUUAACUUCUGUUCCCAUAACUGUAAUUGUGACUUCUUAUGCAUUUCAGGUUUAUCCUUUUGACUUCAUGUAUUACAUUUAUACGUUUUAUGCUAUCGUGUUAUUUAUUGUGUGCACAUUUUUAUAUUUAAUUUAUUUUGUUUGUCAGUGUUUCAGCCUGUUUGUAAUCAAAGUGU